This is a messenger RNA of Aptenodytes forsteri (emperor penguin), 2394 nucleotides long. RefSeq names its product disintegrin and metalloproteinase domain-containing protein 9. The coding region runs from base 1 to 2394 and encodes 797 amino acids. Gene Ontology annotation, biological process: proteolysis. The record is from RefSeq and is a predicted model, not a curated record. NCBI's taxonomy places the organism in Eukaryota, Metazoa, Chordata, Aves, Sphenisciformes, Spheniscidae. The transcript has 22 exons. Gene Ontology annotation, cellular component: plasma membrane. Gene Ontology annotation, molecular function: metalloendopeptidase activity.
AUGUUAAAACACAGCCUAUUUUUGUUCACUUUUGGACUAACUUUAACUGGAAAACCUUUUUGGAUAAAAGGUGCAUCUUCUGAACAGACAUCCAGACUUUCUACAUUAGAAGUAAUUACUCCUCGAAGUCUGACAGACAGAGAGAAACAUCACCCAUUUUUUCAUGAGGAGCAUUCAGAUGACAAUCUUUCUUACUCAAUUAAAACCAGAAAUGGAACAUACCUCCUAAAACUGAAGAAAAAUAAAAAGCUUGUUAGCGAAGAUUUUAUGCUAUAUACAUAUGCAGAAAAUGGGAAACUGGAGGCAACACAAUCAAAAACCAAGACACACUGUUAUUAUCAUGGCACUGUUGAAGGAAUUGCUGACUCAAUGCUUGCUCUUAGCACAUGCGAUGGCCUUAGAGGAAUUCUCUACAUUGGUGGCAAAUGGUAUGGAAUGGAGCCGCUCAACACAUCCAGCACAUUUGAACACGUGUUUUACCAGUUAGAAGAUAUGCAGGAUAUCCCCUUCCAAUGUAGUGUGCUGAACGGCAGCCUUCACCACGAGAAGAUGUUUGUGAAGCAGUCUGUGAAAUAUGCGUUUUUAUCAAACAGUACCUCUAGCAGGGAAAAGCUUUUGAGGAAGAAGCGAGCUGUCCUGCCACAGAAAAGCUAUGUGGAAUUAUUUGUGGUUGUGGAUAACAACAGGUUUUUGCUGAAGAAAUCUGAUCCUGCUGCGGUGCAGAAGGAAACAGUUGAGCUGAUUAAUUACGUUGAUGGGAUGUAUAGAGCAUUAAACAUCCAGAUUGUUUUGGUUGGAUUAGAGAUCUGGACAGAUACAAACCACAUAUCUGUAAUGGAUGGUUCAGCUGGAGAUGUACUGAGUAGAUUCGUUUCUUGGAGACAGAAAGAUCUUCUUAAACGAUCACGAAAUGAUGUUAGCCAUCUCAUAAUAGGGAGAAGCUCUUAUGGUGGAUCCAUUGGAAUGGCUUUUGUGGGUACUGUCUGCUCGCAAGUCCAGGGAGGGUCAAUCAGCACUCUGAACCAUAACAAUGUGUUACAUCAUGCUACAGUAGUUGCACAUGAAUUGGGGCAUAAUCUCGGAAUGAAACAUGAUGAUAAAAGGUGUCCUGCCUCCUAUAUUAUGCACAGCAUAGAUAAUGGAUCCCGGAAUUUCAGCACCUGCAGUGCUGAUGAUUUUGAGAACCUUAUUCUAAAUGGAGGAGGAAACUGCCUUAGAAAUCCUCCCAAAACAAGUAAUAUUUACAAAGAACCUGUCUGUGGUAAUAAUGUGGUCGAUAACAAUGAAGAAUGUGACUGUGGGAAACCGCAGGAAUGUACUAACCCUUGCUGUGAUGCUGCAACCUGCAAACUCACACCUGGAUCGCAAUGCGCUCAAGGACUGUGCUGCAAAAAUUGCAAGUUUAAAGUGGCAGGAGCAGAGUGCAGAUCGAAAAUGGAUUUCUGUGAUCUACCUGAAUACUGCAAUGGAAGCAACGCCUACUGUCCAGAUGACGUUUAUAUCAUGGAUGGUUACCCAUGCGACAACAUGAAGGCAUAUUGCUACUAUGGAGUAUGCCAGAGUUUUGAUUCACAAUGUGAAUCUAUAUAUGGAAAAGGAGCACGAAAAGCACCUAAUAUGUGCUUUGAAAAAGCAAAUAUUAAAGGAGAUAGGUUUGGAAACUGUGGAAUGAGAGGUGGAGUGUACAAGAAAUGUCCUGUUCAGCAUAGUCUGUGCGGCAAGCUACAGUGCACAUCUGUUAGUCUUCAAAAUCUUCCUGCUUGGAGUGUUGUCAAUAACGCAUCUGGAGUUUUAUGCUGGUCUUCUGACUUUGACUUAGGAUCAGAUGUCCCUGAUCCUGCUCAAGUUCAUGAUGGAACAGCCUGUGGAGAAAAGAAGGCCUGUGUAAAUUUUGAAUGUGUUGAUGCAAGUCAUCUGGGCUACAGCUGUGAUGUAAAGCAGAAGUGUAACGAUAAUGGGGUGUGUAACAACAACAGGAACUGCCACUGCAAUUCUGGAUGGGCGCCUCCGUUCUGUAACCAGUCAGGCUACGGCGGCAGUGUUGACAGUGGUCCAGCUCACAUAGAUACAUCACUUCGGGACGGUCUGCUUAUUUUUUUCUUCCUUGUGUUGCCAAUAGUAAUCGUUACUGUAUUAGCAGUAAUUAAGCGUGAUGCAAUAAAAAGAAAGUUUUGCAGGAAAAGUAGAAGACAACACAGGGAUAACAAUGUGCAGCAACCAAAGCAAAAUAACAGACCAAGUACUAACACAAGAAAUGAUCAGCCUGCCACAUCAAGUCCUGAUUUUUUUACCAUAUCACAUUUCCCUGGUCCAAGGCAGCCAGUACAAACCCAGUUUCCUGCAGUUCCUUCAGGACCUCAACAACCUGCAGUCCCACUGAGACCAGCUGUCUGA